UCGGUGCUUGGCGAUCUAACAAGGAUGCAGAAUUUGGCACGCCAUCGAAAUGCUUUCAUCCGCCAGUCGCCUUCAAGUGGCUCGCUCGGUGGUGUAACUCGUGGUAUUCAUGAAGCGAUUGUUCUAUGCGAAGGAGCCGGUUACGACGCUGUUAUCAUCGAAACUGUUGGUAUGCUUUGA
Molecule: messenger RNA, 180 nt
Organism: Anisakis simplex (herring worm)
Lineage: Eukaryota; Metazoa; Nematoda; Chromadorea; Rhabditida; Anisakidae
Source: the annotation of a GenBank genome assembly